Messenger RNA from Pochonia chlamydosporia 170, 663 nucleotides. Its product is annotated as rab5-like protein ypt5 protein. The transcript has 5 exons. Gene Ontology annotation, molecular function: GTP binding; GTPase activity. Bases 1 to 663 code for a protein of 220 amino acids. The record is from RefSeq and is a predicted model, not a curated record. Lineage: Eukaryota; Fungi; Ascomycota; Sordariomycetes; Hypocreales; Clavicipitaceae.
AUGGCAUCUCGAGGCCCUGCCGGUGGCGCCCGCGGUAUGAACAACCGCUUCGCCCAGUUCAAGCUUGUUCUUCUUGGUGAAUCCGCCGUCGGAAAGAGCUCAAUAGUCUUGCGAUUUGUCAAGGAUCAAUUCGACUCCUUCAGAGAAUCUACCAUCGGCGCCGCUUUCCUGACACAGACCAUCUCUCUCGAUGAGAACACCACAGUCAAGUUCGAAAUCUGGGAUACCGCCGGCCAAGAGCGCUACAAGUCCCUGGCUCCCAUGUACUAUCGCAAUGCAAACUGCGCCGUUGUCGUCUACGAUAUUACACAAUCCUCGUCACUGGACAAGGCCAAAGCCUGGGUCAAGGAACUUCAACGUCAGGCCAACGAUAACAUCAUUAUUGCCCUCGCCGGAAACAAACUCGACUUGGUGACCGAACAACCCGAUAAGCGUGCCAUCCCCACCGCCGAUGCCGAAGCCUACGCCCGAGAGGCCGGUCUCUUGUUUUUCGAAACGUCGGCCAAGACUGCCGAAAAUGUUCGCGAGUUGUUCACUGCCAUUGCCAAGAAGCUCCCUCUAGACCAGGUUGGACCUCGACAUGCUCGCCCUGGCCAGCGACCCGGCGUCAGUCUAGCUCCCGAAAACGCAAACACCAACGUUAGCGGGCCAUGCAGUUGUUAG